UUAAUCGGAAGUAAUGUAAUAAUUAGAUAUUCAUGAAGAUCCGAAUUUCCAUCUUUUGAUAUGCGUAAACGAGCAAUAUCGUCUUCUUUGCGAUUCGAUAGAACGAGACAGAAAAACUACAUCGCAAAGCGUACAUGUAGGCAAUUCUCGAUUAUGUACGUUAUUCCUGGUUUAUCCCCACUAUAGUGUACGCGGAACCGCGUUUUUAUUCUGUCAUCAUAGUAUAAUAACACUGGCUGACGAAUAUUGACAGGCAUAUUUUGAUAGGCAUCUUGUAACUGAAUCUUAUAACAGAAAUUUUCCACAAAGGGUAUUCAAAUAGUUCCAAACAUUGUCUGAGAAUAUUAUUGAUCACAAUGAGCACUACGGCGGCAAGGCAGUCUCAAGAAGUCCUGGAUCCUUCACCACGCACAAGGCAUUCACGUCUUGAGGAUCCGUUGGCGAUUCCCGCCAAUUCGAUAACGGUCGUGACUCCCAAUACGGAUGUAAGAACGGUACAGAAUUGGUUGAAUAGACUUCCCGAUGGCUGGAAUUCACCGCAAAGUCCAGAUGAGCUUGUCAUUCAAAAAAGAGGUCGACGUAAGUCCAUAGUAUGGUCACCUGAUUUUGACACCUACAAAAGACGCAGUCUGCUUAGCUUGAGUGCUAGAGAUCACACACCAGUUAAAAAUUCAAUAACAUCAGACAUGACAUUUAGAGAUUCAGCUAGAAAAAGGCUGUCUCUUACAGAUACUCAUCAAUCUGAGUUUUCUACCCCGAAAAGUAGGAAAAUAUUAUCCUCUGGAAUGUCAUUAGAUACCACAGAUACUUCAAGAGGACAAUCCAAUGAUAAUUUAGUGAACAGUUUACGAGGUCUCAGUCAUGAACAACUUGUACACUUAAUCAUGGAUUUGGUGUACGCGCAAGAAGAUGGUACACUAUGCAAGAAUGAAAAGCUUCGUAAUAUCCUUUUGAAUAAAAUGCCAACUGCGGAUAUUCAGCCAUUGAUAGAUAAAUUGGCAAUCCUCAGACAGAAUGUCUACACUAGCCUUGUAUUUGCCUCCAAUUUGGAUGAUAAUUCUACAUACAGUCGUGCUUACUUACAUAUGGAUGCGUUUCAAAAAACUGUGGUUGAUCAGGGAAGAUUGUUGCAAGAAUCUCACCACUGGGCUUCAUUGAUGCACUAUGUAUUGGAAGCAUGGAAAAUCACUAGAGAAUUACCGGAAUGGAAGAGUGAGGACCCUCAUAAUAAUAUCACACAUAAAUGUUUUAAGGACUUGUCGCAAUUUUGUACUGAAGCUAUAACAAAGGGGAAUUUUGAAACGUCAGUUUUGGAGGAAUACAUUGAAAGUCUCGAGACCAUAGUUGGAGAAUGCGAAGAUUUUCAAAUCUGUUUACAGACGGCAAAAGAAGCAAAAGGAAGCAAAUAAGGCUUAGGCCUUCUUUUCUAAACACCACAUACACGCGGAUAAUAAACACAUUAAAACUAUUAUGUAACGUCCGCCAUCUGAUGAAAUAUGUUGAUGAAACAAAUUAUUUUAUAUAUGCCAUAUUCUUUAAAUUCUUCGUUUUAAACUACAGCUUUAAAUUAAUGUCUUUGUGUUAAUCCUUAAAUGGGGAAAAUAUUUUUAAUUAUUAAUAACCGUUACUGGUUUUAAAAUACAGAAAAUAAGUACAAAAAUUAGAUUUUUUAGUGAAAAUAUUUAACUUAUACAAAUAAAACUGCCACUAAAAUUAAUUAACAUUUAAUAUUUAAUAGUAAUAGCGAUUCAAGAUUAAUCUUUCCAUUUAAGGAUAGCUUUGAUAAUUUAUAUAUUUGUUAGAAUGUAAAUAUAAGAGUGUAACUUAUUGAUUUCAUUAAAAGUACGUUUUGUCUGGAUAAUAUUUAUAUAAAAAAUGUAAUUUUGUUGUAAAAUUAACUUUAUACGCGUCUGUUUCAUGUAAAAUAAGUCUGCCACAAAAAGUGUACUUCGGUAUAUAUAGAAUCGAAAACAUAUCUUUAUUAAGCAGUUGAGCACUCUUCUAUGUUGUUGCACGAUGAUCUUUCUGUUUAUCACAAUUUUAUAUGUGUGUUUAAGAGAUUUUGGAGACUAUUAUAUUUGUGAAAUAUUUUUACAUAUGAGAAACUAUUUUUGUACAAUCAAUAUAAUCGUAAUUAAUAUUGUAAUGUAAUUAUAUCACGACUAUAACAUAUUUAUUGUAAAUCGCCUAAAGGGAAAUGGAUGUAGUGGAUGUAUUUUUUAUUAAAAACAAUUUAUUUCGUCAUAA
Molecule: messenger RNA, 2247 nt
Organism: Linepithema humile (Argentine ant)
Lineage: Eukaryota; Metazoa; Arthropoda; Insecta; Hymenoptera; Formicidae
Source: RefSeq, a predicted model, not a curated record